Schistocerca serialis cubense is the source of this 2229-nucleotide messenger RNA. Its product is annotated as UPF0415 protein C7orf25 homolog. The transcript is spliced from 9 exons. Lineage: Eukaryota; Metazoa; Arthropoda; Insecta; Orthoptera; Acrididae. Bases 892 to 1935 code for a protein of 347 amino acids. The record is from RefSeq and is a predicted model, not a curated record.
AUAGUCACAAACAUAUGGCUCACAAUUUUAGAUGAACAGUUGAUAACAGGAAGGUUUUUUAAGUUAAAAUACAGAACGUAGGUACAUUUGAACAUUUUAUUUCGGUUGCUCCAAUGUGAGCUCGGGCUCUUCAAGACCCAAAAAAGUGAGAGCGAGACAUUUUCUUUGAUACAAAAGAAAUUGUGCACAAAGAAUUCGUCCCACCCAACCAAACAGUGGAUUCUGCAUACUACUGUGACAUUUUGCGAUGGCUCCGUGAAAACGUGUGGUGACGACGGCUCGAACUUUGGUAUCUAGGGAACUGGCUGCUGCAUCACGACAAUGUGCCCUGUCACACAUCCUUGUUCACUAGAACCUUUUUGGCAAAAAACAACAUGGCGGAUUACCCCACCCACCAUAUUCACCAGAUUUGGCACCUGAUGACUUCGCGCUAUUCCCAAAACUGAAACUCAAGUUGAAAGGCCAUCGGUUUGACGCUCUAGAGAGGAUUCAAGAAGCAUCGCUGGCAGUGAUAAACACCCUCGAAGAACAGGACUUCUAGAAAACAUUUGACCUGUGGCAGAAGUGCUGGGACUGGUGUGUACAUGCGGAUGGGAACUACUUCGAGGAUGAUGGUGACCAUUAGUCCAAAGUGACAUCCGAAAGUGCUUCAAAAGAUGAGUGCAGUUAUAUAGUGCUUGUUAACGCUGAGGUUGAAACUUUUUGCAAAAGAAUCCAAGAAACGUUCUAAAAUUGGAAAGCAAUGUGGCCAGAGUCAGCUGUUGUGAUGUAAAUACUGCCAAGCAGAUAUGUCAUGCAAGGCUCUGUUGUUAUAUGCAGCAUGACAGGUCAAUGCCAAUCUCAUUUCCUAUAUGAAGUAGAUAAAGGGUUUUGAAUUCAGGGCAUGCAAAAAUGGAGCAUGCUCUGACAUCCAACAUUACGUGGUAUGAGGCAUUAAUAUCUGUGAUGAAACUUCAUGACAAUAUUACUGCAGUUCUUGAAGCAUUUUCAGUGGAACUCGAAACAGGCACUAAAAAACUGUCCAUUGAUAUUGUUGUUAAACAUGGUUAUGAGUGGAUAAAAGUCAUAGCAAAGAAUGCAAGAAAUGUCAUAAGUUCCUUGGAGGGUGAUUGCAGUUAUGGGAAACGAACCUACAUUGAUCAAGCAAAAGAUAUACUUCUGUGUGCAGAGAAACAUGCCCUUUAUUUCAAAACACCUAAGGUUGUUUUUGUGUUUACACGUGGUGUGGAUGAAGAAACUGUGAAGUGCCUUACUGACCUUGGUGUUACAGUUAGGAGUAUAGGAAAUGAAUCUGACUGGUCUGAAAAAAAUAAAGAUGAAGCUAAAGGAACGCUAGAAAAUCAGAAUCAGCAUAACACAACAGUUUUCAGCUGCAGUUCAUUAAAGGAAAACAAAAAUGGUUUGCUAGCACAUGUCAGUGAUAUUCAGUGCCUGAAUCUUGAUGUAACAACUUUACUUGCUUAUGUGUCUGAUUUAACCAAUGGAGGAUGUUACUUUGAUUUUGAUGAUCCUUGUAUUAAUUAUCAAGCUGAGCAGGAAAGGAAAGAACCAUUGAAACCUCUUCUGGACAAACUGUUUGUUGGGAAACAGUUGAUAUGCUGUCAAAGUGCAUAUGAAAGCUUCUCAUCCAUCAUUGAUACAGUUGGUGGUGAAAGUGAGAAGAAAUCUGCAUCACAGUUCAUGGAGAAGGUUUUGGUUGUUAAUGAUAUACUUUCACAAGAAUUUGAAAAUAUUAAAUUAGGUGGAAAAAUUAAGAAACGAUCACUUAUAGUUUUUGCAACAGGGCAUGCUAUGAGAUCAGUAACAGUAACAGCAAAUGAAGGAUUUUGUAGAGCAUCACUCAAUAAGGGUAUUAGAUUUGCUGUGUUUCUGCAUCAACCCAGGGCACUAACUGAAAAUAUGAAGAAAAAAAUUAUAUCACGCAGCAAGACCUAAUUUUCUUCCGUACAAAGGAAAGCAAGAUAAUUGGUAUGUGAAGAGACCUCACUGAAUAUGUCAGUCUAUUUUUGACAGUUGUUAGAGUUUUUUGGUAUUUUCAUAUUUAAUAAUAUUGCCUUAGAGCUAUAACUAUAUACGAUUGGCGUAUAUUUCCAUCUGUGAUAUGCAUUUACACUGCAUUAACAUUUUUUUAUGUUUUGAGGAAAUUUUCUUGUACUUGUUGUUUAUUUAUUGUCAAAAACACCCACUACCGGAAGUGGGUUGUAUUUUCUGUUAGUCUGCUAUGUAAUA